Nothoprocta perdicaria is the source of this 1209-nucleotide messenger RNA. RefSeq names its product DnaJ heat shock protein family (Hsp40) member B11 (gene DNAJB11). NCBI's taxonomy places the organism in Eukaryota, Metazoa, Chordata, Aves, Tinamiformes, Tinamidae. The record is from RefSeq and is a predicted model, not a curated record. Gene Ontology annotation, cellular component: endoplasmic reticulum. Gene Ontology annotation, molecular function: misfolded protein binding. Gene Ontology annotation, biological process: protein folding; protein maturation. The coding region runs from base 6 to 1082 and encodes 358 amino acids. The transcript is spliced from 10 exons.
CCGCCAUGUCCCCCGCCUCGCUCGGCCGCCUCUGCCUCCUGCUGCUCUGCGUGGGCGGCCAGGCCGCCGCCGGGAGGGACUUCUACAAGAUCCUGGGGGUGUCCCGCGGCGCCUCCGUGAAGGACAUCAAGAAGGCCUACCGCAAACUGGCGCUGCAGCUGCACCCCGACCGCAACCCCGACGACCCCCGCGCGCAGGAGAGGUUCCAGGACCUGGGUGCUGCCUACGAGGUGCUGUCAGACGAGGAGAAGAGGAAGCAGUACGAUGCGUACGGUGAAGAGGGGCUGAAAGACGGGCACCAGAGCUCCCAUGGAGACAUCUUCUCGCACUUUUUUGGGGACUUUGGAUUCAUGUUUGGAGGGAAUCCUCGCCAGCAAGACAGAAACAUUCCCCGAGGAAGCGACAUCAUCGUGGACCUGGAAGUUACCUUGGAGGAGGUUUAUUCAGGAAACUUUGUGGAAGUUGUUCGAAACAAGCCCGUGGCAAGACAGGCACCUGGCAAGCGGAAAUGCAAUUGUCGGCAGGAGAUGAGAACCACCCAGCUGGGCCCUGGCCGUUUCCAGAUGACUCAAGAAGUAGUUUGUGAUGAAUGUCCCAAUGUCAAGCUUGUGAAUGAAGAGCGGACGCUAGAAGUGGAGAUAGAGCCUGGUGUGAGAGACGGAAUGGAGUAUCCCUUCAUCGGGGAAGGCGAACCUCAUGUGGAUGGAGAGCCAGGUGAUCUGCGCUUCCGAAUAAAAGUUCUUAAGCAUCCAGUCUUUGAAAGAAGAGGGGAUGAUCUGUAUACAAAUGUGACAGUCUCGCUGGUCGAGGCACUUACAGGCUUUGAAAUGGAUAUUGCCCACUUGGAUGGGCACAAGGUUCACAUUGCUCGAGACAAAAUUACAAAACCUGGGGCCAAGGUGUGGAAGAAAGGAGAGGGCCUUCCAAAUUUUGAUAACAACAACAUCAAAGGCUCAUUAAUAAUAACAUUUGACGUGGAGUUCCCCAAAGAGCAGCUGACAAACGAACAGCGGGAAGGUCUCAAACAGCUAUUGAAGCAAGGAUCAGCGCAGAAGGUGUACAAUGGAUUGCAGGGAUAUUAGUUUGGGGGAAAAAAAAGGACUUAAUUGUGAAAUGAAAAGUCAGGUUUGUCUGAAGUCUGUUCUGCCCAUUGUAGAAUGAGAAAGAGGGAGGGGGGAGCAAUUGUUGAGGUAUAUAUAAUUUUUUUUU